AUGAUUAAUGGCCAAUCCCGGCCUCCUGAUUUGCCCUACAAAACCCUAAGUACUCGGCCUCAUACUUCACUUUCCAUGCUUCAUGCUCGAACCAAGAUGAAUCUCCUCGUGCCUCUAGUAGCAGGCCAGCUUCUGCGAAUCGCAUACUAUACCACCGGACUCAUUCUGGUGUCCAUCGUCCUCAAUGUGAUCAGCCAGCUCUUCCUCUAUAACAAAAAGGAACCACCUGUUGUUUUCCACUGGGUCCCUUUCAUCGGGAGUACAAUUGCCUAUGGCAUGGACCCAUAUCGGUUUUUCUUCGCAUCUCGUGCAAAGUACGGUGAUAUCUUCACAUUCAUCCUCCUCGGCAAGAAGACAACCGUCUAUCUCGGCGUUGAAGGCAACGAGUUCAUCCUCAACGGGAAGCUGAAGGACGUCAACGCCGAAGAAGUCUACGGGAAACUUACAACGCCCGUCUUCGGGUCUGACGUUGUCUACGACUGUCCAAACUCCAAACUAAUGGAGCAAAAGCGUUUCAUCAAAUACGGCCUAAGCCAAACAGCCCUAGAAUCCUACGUCCCCUUAAUCGCCUCCGAAACAGAAUCCUACAUAAAAACCUCCCAAUCCCUCAAAGGCCAAUCCGGCACCCUCGACCUGACCCCAACAAUGGCCGAAAUAACAACCUACACAGCAGCCCGCACCCUGCAAGGCAUCGAAGUCCGCUCAAAACUAACCUCCGACUUCGCCUCCCUCUUCCACGACCUCGACCUAGGUUUCUCCCCAAUAAAUUUCCUCCUCCCCUGGUUCCCGCUUCCACACAACCGCAAACGCGAUCUAGCCCACGCCCGAAUGCGCGAAAUCUACCUCUCAAUCAUCAAAGCGCGGCGCGCCACUUCUACCUCCUCUCCAUCCGAGAAGAAAAGUCAAGAACCAGACAUGAUCACCAAUCUCAUGAACUGCAUCUACCGCGACGGCACUCCAAUCCCAGACAAGGAAAUCGCUCACAUGAUGAUCACUUGCCUAAUGGCCGGUCAACACUCUUCAUCCUCGAUAAGCUGCUGGAUACUCCUGCGUCUCGCCUCGCAGCCGGAGAUAGCGGAGGAGUUGUUCGCAGAACAGAAAGAGAAUUUGGGAGAUGAUCUGCCGCCGCUGCGCUAUGCGGAUUUGGAGAAGUUGCCGCUGCUAAGGAAUGUUGUUAAAGAGACACUCAGGAUCCACUCGUCUAUUCAUACGCUUAUGCGGAAGGUGAAGAAUCCCAUGGCUGUGCCUGGCACGGAGUUUGUUGUUCCGGUUGGUCAUACGCUGCUUGCUUCGCCGGGUGUUACGGCGAGGGAUGAGAGGUAUUUUGUCCAGCCUUUGCGGUGGGAUCCGCAUCGGUGGGAGAGGGAGGGUAUUAGUGCUAGUGCUAGUGAUGGUGGGGAUGGGGAGGGUGAGACGGUUGAUUAUGGGUAUGGGGUUGUUUCCAAGGGGACGAGGAGUCCUUAUUUGCCUUUUGGGGCGGGGAGACAUCGGUGUAUUGGGGAGAAGUUUGCGUAUUUGAAUUUGGAGGUUAUUGUUGCGACGUUGGUUAGGAGGUUCAGGUUUUAUAAUCUUGAAGGGAGGGAGGGAGUGCCGGAGACGGAUUACUCGUCUCUCUUUUCACGGCCUAUGCAGCCCGCCACGGUGCGAUGGGAGGUUCGUUCGUAG
This is a messenger RNA of Penicillium bovifimosum, 1665 nucleotides long. Its product is annotated as cytochrome P450. The transcript is spliced from 5 exons. Gene Ontology annotation, molecular function: heme binding; iron ion binding; oxidoreductase activity, acting on paired donors, with incorporation or reduction of molecular oxygen. Gene Ontology annotation, biological process: ergosterol biosynthetic process. NCBI's taxonomy places the organism in Eukaryota, Fungi, Ascomycota, Eurotiomycetes, Eurotiales, Aspergillaceae. Bases 1 to 1665 code for a protein of 554 amino acids. The record is from RefSeq and is a predicted model, not a curated record.